GGAUCGGAGUCUGCGCAUGCGCGGCCUCCGCGGCCAUGGCUGCUGCGGAACGACAACAUGUGGAACAUGAGACUGAGAAGAAUAGCUCAGAAUGUUUCUGAAGAAGAAGUUUCCUUUGAGGUAGAAAUGGAAGGGUAUAAAAGAGAGGGACCCUGCUUCCCCAUUUCAGGUGAUGAUUGCUACUGUGAGAACAAGGAAAGAAAUCUGAGACAGUCUCCCUUAGCUGAUGAGAAAACAGGGGAUUGUGAGCAUCUUGGUUUGGGGGCGCACUUGAGUAUGAACCCAGCCCUCCUAGCAUCCCAGAGAGUUCCUACAACAAACGGCUUUCAUGUUCGUAACUCAGAUAGUAAAACCUUUGAUUGCGACCAAACCUUAUAUAGUUGUCCCCAGAGUUACACAGCUAAGGGAACUGGUGACGGUGAUGCUUGUGAAAAAGCCAUUCAUCCUUCCAUGGAAAUCGCUCAGCUUGUAAGAAACAAAAUGAGAGACAAACCCCAUAAAUAUACAGAAAGUAUUAAACCUUUAAGCCACUUUACUGCUCCCCUUUGUGACAAAAAAAUUAAGAAAAGAAGCAAGACAUUUCACAAAGGUAAGGACUUUGGGGAUGUCUUGUCCCUGAGUUCAUCUCUUAAUGAAAAAAGAAGUCAUUCCACUGAGAAGCCCUAUAAAUGUAAUGAAUGUGGCAAAUGCUUCAAACGGAACUCUUCUCUUGUUUUACACCACCGAACGCAUACUGGUGAGAAGCCUUACACCUGUAAUGAUUGUGGAAAGUCAUUCUCCAAGAACUACAACUUGAUUGUACAUAGAAGGAUUCACACAGGAGAGAAACCGUAUAAAUGCAGUAAAUGUGGGAAAGCUUUUAGUGACGGAUCCGCUCUGACGCAACACCAGAGGAUUCACACAGGUGAGAAGCCUUAUGCUUGUCUAGAAUGUGGGAAAACUUUCAACAGAAACUCAUCCCUGAUUUUGCAUCAAAGAACUCAUACAGGGGAAAAACCGUACAGAUGUAAUGAAUGUGGGAAACCCUUCACGGACAUCUCUCACCUUACUGUGCAUCUCAGAAUCCACACCGGUGAGAAGCCGUAUGAGUGUAGCAGAUGUGGAAAGGCUUUCCGAGACGGCUCCUACCUCACCCAGCAUGAGAGGACACACACCGGCGAGAAGCCUUUUGAAUGUGUGGAGUGUGGGAAAUCCUUCAAUCGCAACUCUCACCUCAUUGUGCAUCAGAAAAUUCAUUCCGAUCCUGGAACAGGAAAUCAGCACCAGACCAGCUGUGGUCUGAGGGCAAACACCCCAAGGAAGAGGUGCCAGCUAUGGAAUUGGAAUGAGGCCACGUGGGGUUUGUAUGAUAUAUGAAUUCUUUUCCCUUGCUCUUUUCUAAAAUCAAUUUCCCCAAAUGAACAAGAAUAAUUGUUGUAAGGAAACAAGUGCUCUAUAGAAGAUGGAUGCUUCUGACUAAAGAGUGUUAGGUCUGAAUGACUGGGGAAUAGGACAGAGAGGGGACUAUCCUGGGCUAUCAAGAUGAGUCCCAGUUAAUCACACAGACCCUUGAUAGACAGACAAAGUUGCCUGGAAUCAGAUGCAGAAGGUAGAGUACUCCAAUGAAUGGACAUUUGAUUUGCUUUUCCUGUCUUUUUGUGAGCAUUUUAUUUACCCGUUCCUGGUUUUAAGGCUGGAGCGUCCACAUUGUGAAUGGCUUCUGAAAGCCGGAGAGGCAAGAAAAUGGAUUCUCUCCAAUGUCUCCCCAGAACGAAGUAUUCUUAUUCUUAUUAGGCCAGUGUAAGUGAAUCAAUUCCAGUCUUAAAUGUAGAGAACUAACAUGUGGUUUUAAGCCACAGAUUUUGUGAAAAUUUGUUGUGUUAUCUAUAGGUGAUACCCUUCAAUAGUUCUUUUAGACUCCUGACCGAAGUAUUUUGUGUGUGUUCUCUUACCCAGCAAGUCAGUAAACCAACCCUUUCCAUUCCAUGCCCAUGAAAAAAUUAAAAAGGAGAACAAAUUUUGUUGACUCUGGAUUCUGUCCUUUCACCAUUUUAAUAACCUUGAAUUUUAGUACUAGGUUAGAGAAUUAAACUCUAUGAAUGUAUCUGGGUGUGAUGGCACAUACCUUUUAUCCCAGCACUUGGGAAGCAGAGGCAUGCAGACGUCUUGUGAAUUAGAGGUCAGCCCUGUAUACCUAAUGAGUUCCAGGACGGUCAAGUCUACAUAGUGAGACCCUGACUCAAACAGCGACAAACAUCAAUAGUAAAACAAAUCCUGUGAGUGAAUAGUCAUUAGUGAAAAGAAAUCUCCGAAAAGAUAGAGUUGAUUUCCCUUAAGUUUGCUCCCACUCCCUCCCACUUUGGUGGCCAAGAAGGCACAUUUCAGCAUCUUAAAGCAUGUCUAGAGUCCAGGAAUGUAAUGUCCAGAGCAGGGUUUUACAUCCAACUUGGAGAUUGUGGGAACCUUUAUAAUUAUGGCCACCAUCUUAAUAGUUUCUAUUAAUCCACAUCCUUUAGAUGCUAACGUUAUCAGUGCUCAAGUAUGGCUGCAGAUUGCUCAUUAGACUGGUCCAACUUCUUGUCUCUCUUAGUCAACUGUGUAGAGUCCCUGCAUUUUGCUCUGAGAGUUGGUACUAUAGCAGAAAGUUGAACAAGGUAUCUACAGAGGAGAAAAACAGGUACACGUUGUGUAUCAGAUGGUGGUUGAUGCCUGGGAGAAAAAUAAAGCUGAGAGGGGGAUGGGAUGUGUGUGUUGGAUAGAAGUGAUUACAGUUUUAAAAAAAGAUCGGGGAAGUCCUCACCAAGAUGAUUCAUAAUGACCUAUGAAGGAGCCAGUAGUUACUUAGGGAAGAGUAUUCCUACACAGGCAAGAACAUACUGUAUUUGAGGAACAGUCACGAGACCACUGUGCCUUGAAUGGGAUGAUGUGAGAUGGGGCCAGGGAGGUAACAGAGUCAUUAAUUAAAAUACUGCUGCCAUGUACACACACACACGCACGCACGCACGCACACACACACAAUUGCAAAGUCUUCUAUGGUAAAUUGUACAAUUGUUGAAUGUUGAAGAUACUCUCCCCAAGGAUGUAUUGCAUAUCUCCAACCCUGUGAAUUUAGUCUUGAUCAUUCACUUCCUUUCACAAUGAAAGGCAGUUGCAUGUAUGACGCACAAGGGGUGUGAUGUCAUGUGUGACAUGCGAAGGGUGUGAUGUCAUGUGUGACAUGCGAGGGGUAUGAUGUCAUGUGUGACAUGCGAGGGGUAUGAUGUCAUGUGUGACAUGCGAGGGGUAUGAUGUCAUGUGUGACAUGGGAGGGGUGUGAUGUCAUGUGUGACAUGCGAAGGGUGUGAUGUCAUGUGUGACAUGCGAAGGGUAUGAUGUCAUGUGUGACAUGCGAGGGGUGUGAUGUCAUGUGUGACAUGCGAGGGGUAUGAUGUCAUGUGUGACAUGCGAGGGGUGUGAUGUCAUGUGUGACAUGCAAGGGUGUGAUGUCAUGUGUGACAUGCGAGGGUGUGAUGUCAUGUGUGACAUGCGAGGGGUGUGAUGUCAUGUGUGACAUGCGAGGGGUGUGAUGUCAUGUGUGACAUGCGAGGGGUGUGAUGUCAUGUGUGACAUGCGAGGGGUGUGAUGUCAUGUGUGACAUGCGAGGGGUGUGAUGUCAUGUGUGACAUGCAAGGGUGUGAUGUCAUGUGUGACAUGCAAGGGUGUGAUGUCAUGUGUGACAUGCUAGGGUGUGAUGUCAUGUGUGACAUGCGAGGGUGUGAUGUCAUGUGUGACAUGCAAGGGUGUGAUGUCAUGCAGCAGAAGGCUAGGAUUUAGGAAGGAGCAACCUUCCCUCAUGUCAGUUACAGGGAGGAGCAAUUAAGCCACAGACGGGAUUUCUUCAUGAGCGGUAGUUAAUGAAGUGGUUUUCUUGCAGAAACAGGUGUAGAGAACAAGACUUUGGUUUCACAGGAAAACAGCUAUGGCUCUGAAAAGAUAAAUCGUUUCAGAAUAUGAACCAUGAAGUAUGAGCAGAAAAUAACUCAUAUAUAAGGAUAUGUAUCUAGCCUUGAUAACCACAGGCACUCAGCAUUAGUGGUCAUUUCUGAGAAACUAACAUUCAAGCUUUAAAAAUGAAGUGUCCCAUUCAGUGGCUCUUAGUAUUCUCUCAUAAGGCUGUUCAGUCACUUCCACUCUGUAAUCCCAGGACAUUUUCAUUACCCAGGGGAAAGACCUGUGUAACUGUUAGCAUUCUUCUAUUCCUUUGAGACCCUGGCAACAACUAAUCUAUUUUCAGUGUGUAUUUGGAAUUCUAAAAAAAUUAACAUUCGUAGAAAAAUAAAACAUGCGGCCCAUGGUCACUAUUUCAUUUCAUUUAGCACGUGUUUUCAAAGUUCAUGUUGUACUGGGAUCCUUUUUGUGGCUGAAAAACAUUUUACCGUAUGAUUAAAACCAUAUUUUGCAUAGUGAUUGAUAGACAUUUCAGGUUUCACUGUUGAGAAUAAUGUUGUUUUGAACACAUAUACAAACUCAUGUGCCAAAGUAUUUUUAGUACUCUUAGGUAGAUGCUUAGGAGUGGAAUUGCUGGGUCUUUGCUUUUUGAGGAACUGAUGUCCGUAUCACUUGAACCACUUAUGUACCAGUGAUGUAUGACUGCUCUGAUGUCUUCAUGUCCUUACCAAUGUUUAUUAUUGUUUGACCUAGUUGUGUGAAGUGUUAUCUUGUGGUUUGGGGAAAAAGUUUUUAUAUAGUCCAAUUGGAUACCUUAUCCCACAGGUCAGCAUUUUCUUUCCUGCAAGCGAAGGAUAGCAUCUUAAACUUUGUACCAAAUCAUUUCUUUUGCAGCUCCUCAGCCACAAAUGAUGUGAUGUGGAAGUAGUUAUUGGUGCUUUGUAAGCAAAAGAGUGUGGAUGUGUUCAAUAAAGUUUUAUUUAUGGACUCUGA
This is a messenger RNA of Mesocricetus auratus (golden hamster), 4899 nucleotides long. It is a transcript of the gene Znf329, whose product is annotated as zinc finger protein 329. Gene Ontology annotation, molecular function: RNA polymerase II cis-regulatory region sequence-specific DNA binding; DNA-binding transcription repressor activity, RNA polymerase II-specific. Gene Ontology annotation, biological process: negative regulation of transcription by RNA polymerase II. NCBI's taxonomy places the organism in Eukaryota, Metazoa, Chordata, Mammalia, Rodentia, Cricetidae. The transcript has 3 exons. The record is from RefSeq and is a predicted model, not a curated record. Bases 58 to 1356 code for a protein of 432 amino acids.